Messenger RNA from Nematostella vectensis (starlet sea anemone), 1906 nucleotides. RefSeq names its product fibropellin-1. The record is from RefSeq and is a predicted model, not a curated record. Gene Ontology annotation, biological process: axon guidance; Notch signaling pathway. Gene Ontology annotation, cellular component: cell surface; plasma membrane; signaling receptor complex. The transcript has 11 exons. Gene Ontology annotation, molecular function: calcium ion binding. Bases 64 to 1779 code for a protein of 571 amino acids. Lineage: Eukaryota; Metazoa; Cnidaria; Anthozoa; Actiniaria; Edwardsiidae.
UCUCUUACAUCAUGGUCUCUUGGAUGACCAGUAUCUCAAGAAACUGUCAAGCUGUGCUUCUUCAUGCCUCAUCAUAGCCUGUUUGUGUUACAGUUUACAGCAAGCCUACAGGGCUGUAAAGAUGGCUUGUUUACUUGUUUAAACGGAGGAACGUGCGAGGUCGACUGCAAUUCUCUUCGCCCAAGAUGUCAUUGUCCUGCAGGCUUUUCUGGAGACAAGUGUGAAAAAAUGGACGAAUGUGCUGGUAAUCCUUGUGCAAACGGAGGGACUUGCAUGGAUGGAAUCAAUAGCUUCACGUGCACAUGUCCCGCGGGUUACACUGGAAGCAAAUGCGAAACUGAUAUUGAUGAUUGCGCAAGCGGUCCCUGUCAGAACGGAGCCACAUGCAAUGACGGCGUUAACAAGUACACUUGCUCAUGCAUUCCUGGAUUCACAGGAACAAACUGCGAGACGGACAUGGACGAAUGUGCUGAUAAUCCAUGUGCAAACGGAGGGACUUGCAUGGAUGGAAUCAAUAGCUUCACGUGCACAUGUCCCGCGGGUUACACUGGAAGCAAAUGCGAAACUGAUAUUGAUGAUUGCGCAAGCGGUCCCUGUCAGAACGGAGCCACAUGCAAUGACGGCGUUAACAAGUACACUUGCUCAUGCAUUCCUGGAUUCACAGGAGCAAACUGCGAGACGGACAUGGACGAAAGUGCUGAUAAUCCUUGUGCAAACGGAGGGACUUGCAUGGAUGGAAUCAAUAGCUUCACGUGCACAUGUCCCGCGGGUUACACUGGAAGCAAAUGCGAAACUGAUAUUGAUGAUUGCGCAAGCGGUCCCUGUCAGAACGGAGCCACAUGCAAUGACGGCGUUAACAAGUACACUUGCUCAUGCAUUCCUGGAUUCACAGGAACAAAUUGCGAGACGGACAUGGACGAAUGUGCUGGUAAUCCUUGUGCAAACGGAGGGACUUGCAUGGAUGGAAUCAAUAGCUUCACGUGCACAUGUCCCGCGGGUUACACUGGAAGCAAAUGCGAAACUGAUAUUGAUGAUUGCGCAAGCGGUCCCUGUCAGAACGGAGCCACAUGCAAUGACGGCGUUAACAAGUACACGUGCUCAUGCAUUCCUGGAUUCACAGGAACAAACUGCGAGACGGCAACGCUUGUUGGUUGCGUACUGUAUUUCCCAAGUACAAAGACAUCCAACUUCAUCAAACUCGUCAAUCCGUUUACCACAGCGCUUGGAGCCUUUUCAGUAUCAGUGUGGCUGAAAAUUGGUGCAAAUGAAAAUGUAGACCCCGUCAUGAUAUUUUCAUACGCAACAAACUCAACAGCAGAGUCACUAAGCGUUGGCAUCAAGAAGAAUGGUGUGUCCGAGAUCAAGUUUGCUGGCACAGGAGUUGCAAUUCCAUCUGGCUUUAACCGUGACAAUAUUUGGCAGCAUCUAGUAUUCAUGUAUGGGCAUGGAAAAUUCAAGUUGUACAAGAAUAAGGUCGAGCAAGGGCAUAAGGAUUCAGACAUCUCCUCAGGCUCCUUUGAUACACAAGGUACUUUGAUGAUUGGCCAAUACCAGGGAUCUGUCGGAGGAGGAGGCUUUGACAAGUCAAAGCGUUUUUACGACGACAUGGCGAACUUGAACAUCUGGGACUAUGCUAUUAACCAGACCAUCAUUGACGCUGUUUACUCACAAGGUUGUACUGGCUCUUCCUUUGCCACACCGAUCUUGUCUUGGGGACAGAUUACCAGUCACCCUAUAUCCGGGGGCAUUAUGGCAGAUUGCGCUUUGCGAUGCCCUUAACAAAUAGAUCAAACUGAUGAUGAAGGUGGAGAUUACAAACCUUUAUUUGAUAUUAUUCAAUAUAAUUGUCAAAACUCAAGUUACGAGGUAAAUCUCAUUUAAAUAAAGUCUGCAAGGCGAAUAUAAA